AUGAGUCGUGGUGGCGCUGACAUUCACAGGCCUGCGCAGUCGUCCAAACCUAGUGUCACUGGUCGUCGACCUACUUAUAGUAGGUAGGCUUACUCAUGAAAUGUCCUCCGAAAUUACGGAAUGCGCUUUUUAAAGAAUUUAUUUCCUUUUAUGAAGUAAAACGUCUACGCAGCAGUCAUUUCCGAAGAAUCCCGUUGUAAAAUAUCUACCUUUUUAGGGUGAAUACGUGUCAAACACAAUCAAGCAACGCUUGCGAUGCACCAUAGAAUGAUCGUACAACGCCGCGAAGCUUAUCUCUAUCAGUUCCACAAAUAGUCUUCCAAUUAACCGGGCAAAUGAUGCCUUGCAAAUGCACGCUACCCUAAAUUUUGUUUAUGAAUUCACAUGCAUUUGCGAAUACAAGUACAUUGGGCAAACGCAAAGGCAAUUAGCAACCAGGGCCGCUGAGCAUUUGCCUAAUUGGCUUUUCCAAAGGAAAACAAAACCCCUCGUUCGUCCAUAACGAAAUACCUGUUAGAUAGCGGCCAUGUUGUCGCCCAUUAAACAUAUUUUGAAGUACUUGUCAGAGAGCAUAAAACGUAAACGUUGCGUUAUUUGGAAUCAGCUUACAUACGGAGGGCGAAAUCAGACCUGUGCAAGCAGUUAGAUCACGUGAUCAAUCUACAAUUACCCUGGUAAUCUCAGGCCUCAAGUUACUCCAGAAUGUGAUUUGUUGGUAACAUUUCGUCUUCCUAUUUUCUAUAUGAUGCUUAUUUAGACGUCGUAUCUAAUUAUUCGUUGACUUGAACCUUAACCUUUCUCUUGUGCACUGCCAUUUUGUACAAAUUAAUACUGCUGUGCGCCUUCAUUAGUUACCCUUUUUAUGCAGAGACGUGCUGCAGUUGAAAAGCUGUGACGAACUUUAUCGGCUCCAAUUAGUUUUGAACGUGUUGUUGUUUCGAAAGGAUUAAUUACUUAGGGUCGUUAAACUAGUCAGCCUGCAACUCAAUUCUAUAAUACUUCAUUUACCACAUGAUGCCGGCUUUAGAAUGAACUUCCGGUGCCCAUGAAAGUUUAAUAAUAUUUCAUGGAAAACAUACAUUUGUUUGCUCAUUUGGCGGAAAAUUACGUCUUCUUAAAAAUGUGUACUCGAAGGAUGGAUAUAAUUCGGUCUUUAAAAAGGUUCUAUUUGUAGACCUUUAAAAAACUAUAAAAGGGCCUUUUUUAAAUCGUCAUAUAUCUGCAUUUACCAAUGCGGAUUGUAAAGUUAGCAAAAUGAAUCGAAUCCACUGCUUAUUUUUAGGAACCCUAAAUGGUUCCCCCUUACUAGAGUAGACAAUUGUGUCAUUCUCCGUACAUGGAAAAAAAUGGCUUCUUAUUUGGAAAACUUUAAUCCAAAUGGAACGGUUAAGCGCAUUAAAAAUUGUUCGGGAAUAGAAAACGUUUUUAAAACACGAAACAUACUCUUCUUUUGAAUAUAGAAUCAAAACAGGACUUAAUUAUCUGCCGAAUGAGCGAAAUAACAUUUUUAUGAAUUUUUUCUAUAAAAUAAAACUGGGCUUUUAGGAGCAUCGAAAAUCAAUGAGAAAAAUCCCUGUUACGUAUUUAGUCAUUUUUAAAGAAUAAUGUUAACGCAUGCAGCCAGUAAAAAAUUAUUUGAAAGCCGGCAUCCUGAGAUAUCUUGUAUAUUAUAGACUUAUGUUGCAGACUGACUUGUUAUACAACUCCACUUAAUCAAUCUUUUGGAACGCAUUUCGGAAUUACCGUUGACAUUUCAUGAGUUAACCAACCUACUAUAUAUCCUCUUAAACAAUCGCGUGCUCCGUUGCUGCUUUUGUCUUCAGCACUGCAUCUAUAUACGUGUUUACAACUUUACAAUAAUAAAUAAAUUGUUGCGGCCAUCAAACAGUAUCAUUUACGCAUAUAAAAAUUCGUUUGUCGCAUUAAACUAAUUACGCAUUUGAAAUACGAUUUUCGAUUUUUAUGUAUCAGCGAACACCGCGUUUCCUAUCUUUUAACUCAAAUCAGCCUGCCAUUCCUGUAUACCAGCUGGUGUUGUGCCGUAGUGUGUGGUGUAAGUAAAUAAGCUACAGUGACACUAACUGCUCAUUUGAAUUGUUAUCGGCAGGCUCGGAGAGGCAUCCCAUUUAGUCAGCCGACAAAGAUUAACAACUGGCAAAGAAUUGCGAGCAUAUGAUAGGACUUGGUCAUAUACAGUUUCUUUUUCUAGGAGAUUGUCUCGACCUUAAGAUCGCAAGCUAUAUUGUUGAAAGCUAUGUACUACUUGUCUCAGCCUAAGUAGUCGUCACGUGUUUUUCAUAAUAGUAUUCAACAUUCUGACAGAUGAUUAGGGCCGAACAGUUUGGAAGAUGAAUGGUCCAAGUUUAAAGAAAGCAGGUCACUGCAGGCAGUUCAUUUAUUGUAAUCUGGCAAUAUACAAUUUCUUUGAAUGCUCAAGCACUGGACAGUUGUUAAUAACCAAAAGGGUUGUAAACUAGUGAAUGCCACAAAAAGUUGAUUACGUUUUCUUUGUGAUAAUGUUAGAUAAUAAAAUAUAGGUAUAUGUGUUGCAAAAAACUUUGCCACUUAGAUAUACCAGUGAGUAAGAGGCAAAAGUGUAUUCACAACUAAAUUACUUAAAUGGAGUUUGUGACUCCAGGCCGAAUGCUAUUAUAGGCUGUUGUGAACGUACUACUUUAAAUAGUUUUAUCCAAAAUCCUGUAGCAAAAACAAAUUGUUUAAGACAUUUGUGGUGUAAAUUUUCCCUGUGUUAAAAGUUAGCGAUCAUGAACAUAUUUGUAGCACUCAGUAAUGACAAGUUAAACAGGCGCAAUUUUCGGUAAAAUUGUCACUAUUUACAGCAACAUAGACACAACCAAUAAAUCUAACCGUGAAUUGUACUCAGCAAUGUUAACACAAGGCUGAAAAAGAACAGCGUCAUUUAUAAAGCCAUGCUUUUGGACAAAUCUGCAUUUCCAAGUGUAUAUGGACAAAUCCGCAUUUCCAGAUGGAGCCAAGUACGCAACAGUUAUCGGGCUUUUAUCUUUGUUAGAAGUGACAAUUAUGUUUAAGUGUCAUAAGAUGAGGCAAACGUCAUUUUACAGUAAAUCGUGGCAUUUGAAUUUAGGAAGGAAAUGAUUUUGGCUAAUGCAUGGCUAAUGGUUAAUCCAUAAAACGCUAACGCAAAUUCUGAAAUGCGUUCUCAACUUAAAAAUGAUUGUCUAAUUAGCGGAGAAUUUUAUCAUUGAUUGCCGGCGCCCUUACAUGUGCAUUCCUUUAUUUGAUAGGGAAUAGCGUAUUCUUCUUAUAGGCAUUCAAAACAAAGCUGAAGUUUGGUUUUGAUAAAGGUGUCGCAAAACCAAUGGAACGCCAAAUAGAUUCUCAUGUGAUAGCCAGUGUUUAUGCGUGACCGAAAUAUUUUGGGGUUAAUUUGCUUACUACAUAAUAUUGAAAAACUACUUGGGUGUUAUUUUAAAUCAACAAAUAUUUCGUAAUUUAUGUUAACAUUUCAUGGCGAUUAAGAUAGCUUAGACUUCUUUUUAAAUAAUAUUCUACAGUGCAAAUGUAGCUCAACCAAGACCCGUCUUAUAAUACUUGGGCCGCUAUACCAAACUAAAUAUAUUUUUGUCAGGCUACAGCUAAUAUACAUACCUGUAUUUUAGUCCUCUAAAGGAACAUAAAAUGCAUGCCUGAUAUGCGGUUUCUUUUAGAAUUGUCCACAUAUCUCUCUAGGCUUAACUGCGUUAGAAUUGAAGGCAGUAGAAGUUUAAUAUAAUCCGUAAAAAAACUAAAUUGAGUAGACGGCUAAAUCGAUCCGUAAUAUCUUUGGAGGUUACUGGACAAAUUUAGUUACCAAUUAUUUUAAAGGUCCGUUAUCCACGUAAAUCCGUGUUUCAAAACUUUGAAUGAGAGCCGUCAAUUAUAAAAGACAUACCGUAUCAUCGAAGGCGUAUAUGGUACGAUGUACAAACACAUAACAAUACUAUUUCGCUCAAAUGUGGACGCUGUUACUCCGACCUGAAAGUAAGUUCAUGCCGAAUAUAGCCCGGCUGUACCGGCUGCUAUAGUGACAGUUCGAUUAAACCCGACAAACACGAUUAGACAAGUUCCAGGAAGCAAUUUGGUAGAAAUGUUGCGCUUGCCAGAACAAGAAUUUUGUCUGCCUGACGUUUCGGAUUCCUACGCGAACACAUCAUAAACUGAUGUCGCAGAACAUAGCAAUAUGCGGCCCCAGAUGCGCCACAAAUUUCGAAAGCGGUUGUCGCGCAACCACAUUCUUUUAUAUCUGGCAGUAAUUAUGUUCUUCGCUGGCGGUGACAGUUGAUACAAUGACUACCAUCGGAUCCAUAUACGACACCUCGAUUGCCGUGGUUGUAUAUUCCAGCCCUGAAAUUUACGCGACAAUUUGGCUCGCUGUCACAUUGUCCUUUGAUUUGGCACUAGCCUCCCCGCUUGCCUUUUAAUUUUGAAUAGGCAAAACCUACAAGCGGAUGUAAGGCACGCUCUUUUCGUCACUUACAGCCGAACCGUCCUGUAAUGGACGAAGUUUCUGGUUUUCUGAUAUGCUUAUGAUAAAUUUAUCGCUAACGAGCAGGAUCAAGUGUUCGAAGAAGGCGUAUAAUUCGGUUUCAAAAAGUCACUAUCAAUGAUAUUUUAAAACCAUAAAAUGGCAGUCAUAAAACUCCAUAUUUUUACACUUACCAACGUGACUUGCACAGUUUACAAAAUGGCUAAGAUAUACGGCCCAAUUCUACGAACCCCGCAUGGUCUCCACUUAUUGCCAUAGAGACAUUUAUGGUUUUCCGUUCGCAGAAAAUAUACGGCCUGUGGUUUGGAAACCGUGAAAGCAAGUGCAUUAUCAGGUCAGACCAUUAUUGGCAGACCAAGCUAAACCGCUUCUUCAAGUAUACAAGUGAAAGAGGAUGUGAUCUUCUACCGAAUGGGUGAAAUAACACGUGUUUUUAUGCAUGUUUUCCAUGAAAUAUGAUUGAGGUUUUACGGGAGUCAAAAGUCAACGAAAACAAUGCAUGCUGCAUAAAUAAUUAUUUUUAAUACAAUGUGCUUACGCAUCUGGCUUGCGAGAAGUUAGCUCGAAAUCCUGUAUCCUGGGCUGACUGGAUUAUUAAAAAUAUGUUUAAAUUUAGAACCCUGCUUAAUUUAUUGUUGCUGAUCAAAAUGCAUUUCAGAAUUUCAGUUAAUAUUUCCUAGGUCAGCAUACGCAAUGCACGAUGAAGGAGACUAGAUGGAACCAAAUGGUCGUCCUUAAAUUUCAGAAAGUGAAUGGUGGACAAAAACCUUAAGUGUUUACGAAAGCGAUUAAUAUGACGCAAGUGCUGAAGUACACCAGCAACCACCAAAACGCGCACAAAAACGGUGCGUUGAGACGCAUUUCAGUCAAACGAGAGACAGGGUUUUGAAACUAUAAUGCACUCGAGAGAUGUAUAGAGCAAAACGGCACGACUCGGUUGUCUGUUGCAUACACCGUCAAGCCCAAACUUGUGGAACUGAAAGGCACACUAUUAUAUAUAAUAGGGGUGCGGUUGCCUUACAGCCGCGGUUUAUACGCACCGAGCAUUUUGUGCACUCUGCCACUUGUUUCCGCGACCUUAUCUAAUGAUGGUUUCGAGUUAGAAUCCGAAACGUUAGGCCGAUAAGACUCGUUCUUUAGCAAACGGAUGCUGUUUCUCCGAAUUUCAUUAACAGUUUGUUGAAAAUGUCAAUUAGAAAAAAUUAUUGAUGUUUGCAAUAUUUUCUGAAACUUACUGAUCUAUCAUGAUAUAUUUCAUGUCUGUUUUACACAACGGAAGAGACUAGAAUGCUCAUUAGAGAUUUGCUCCAGCUGCAUCACCUUUUUUUAUCGUAUAUUCGUUUGGCUUAUAUUUCCACUUAUCCGUUAACGUGGUAGCCGGGCCCGCCAGCUUAUUCUAAUUUAAAGUGCUUUUUGUAGAAUUCAAUGCCUGCAUGUUAGCUAAAUCUGCGCGAUAAGAAGGUUAUGUUCUCCGAAGAACGAUGAUGUAAAGAUUAUAAGGGUGGUAUUCACUGAGGCCUCAAAGCCCAGCUUUUUCCAAAAAAACUUCGAAAGCGCAAAAACACACUUCAUGUCUGCAAAGCCACUGUAAUACAUCUUAUUAGUCUUGCAGAAAGAGACACGAUCGCCGGGACAAGAGCAGUAUUAGCCUGACGUUUUGGAUUCCUACUCGAAUCCAUCAUCAGAGACAAAAAGCAGAAAUUGGUGGUUGAUGCACAAGGGGUUGCGGUAUUUAUAGGAUGCACCAGCCAUGCAACCGCAUACCUAUGAACAUUCACGGCUCCCCCUUCGUCCGAGAUCGUCGCACGUGGUGUGAUCAUUGCUUGAUGGCCGACCUUCGAGUUGAUAAUUGCUGCAAUUUCAUCACGUGCGUUGGAUGUUGGCGUGAUGAUUGCUCGACCAUCUGACACACCGACCCUGGUGUUGGGAAAAGUGUUAACCUCUGCGCUCCCCGCAUGGCUUGUUACGCCGCCUAGGCGAAAUUUUAGCACGCAGUAUGGAGUGGGAAGAUCAUUGCACUUGCUGAUGGACUGGGGGCCAGUAAACCAUGAUACCUGUAGCUCCCGGCUCACGCGGUUGACACCUCCUGCGAGAAUCUCGGCCUCAACGAAUUUGAAUGUGUGGCCGGAUCUCGUCGAAUGAGCCGCAACGUGAGAGCUGGCGUCAUUUCUGCGCACCGCUGCCGCGUGUUCGGUCAUUUUCGUUCGGAGCUGUCUUCCAGUUUCUCCGACGUAGGUGCUUUGUCCGCAACUGCACCAGAUCCGAUAAACGACUCCAGACGUUUCUAGCCAUGGUAGUAGGUCUUUCGGUUUCAUGAUCAGACGCCUGAUGGUUGCCUCCGGUCUGUGUGCCACUCUAACCCCAAGUGGUGCGAGAAGGCGGCCGACAGCUUCCGAAACGUUCUUCACAUACGGAAGUGUCCGCCAAGAUUUGGUGUCCGUGCGGUUAGGCCUUUCGUCCCUUUUGCGUACGCACCGGUCGACGAAGUUGCGCGGGUAGUUAGUGGCUUUGAAGACCCGUCGGAGGUAUUGUAAUUCGGCAAUUUUGUCUUCCGGCUCACUGCAGUGCGUUUUUACACGCCAAUAGAGCGUCCUUACACAAAUGCGUUUGUGGCUGAUUGGGUGGCUACUGUUGAAGUUCAUUACUUGCAUCGCAUUUAUCACUUUCCUGAACACUUUGUUUUUUAGUUCACCACAAUCUUUGCCGCAUACGAGGACAUCCAGGAAGACCAGCUGGUUGCUCUCUUCCUUCUCCUCUUCGUAAAUUGA
Molecule: messenger RNA, 7275 nt
Organism: Spirometra erinaceieuropaei
Lineage: Eukaryota; Metazoa; Platyhelminthes; Cestoda; Diphyllobothriidea; Diphyllobothriidae
Source: the annotation of a GenBank genome assembly